AUGGCAACUGAUUCAAAUAUACUUUUAGUUGGGCAAGUCUAUUUGGACACAAUACUAACCGUUGACAAUUUUCCAGAAGAAGAUUCCAAGCUGAGAGCUACUGAUGUACAGCAGAGAAGAGGAGGCAAUUGCUUAAACACGGCUGAAGUCUUGUGUCAGUUUCCAAAGACAAAUACCUUUCUUAUGUCAGCUCUAGGACCAAAGGAUACAUGCGAUACAUUGUUAUCACAACUAGAAGCAAAAGGCAUAACGACUUCAGCUUGCUUGUUUCGCAAAGAACCAACCCCCUCAAGCUAUAUCAUACAAUCAAAACAGACAGGCACACGCACAAUCAUUUCUGCAAAUACUAUUCAAGAUAUCACAAAGGACGAGUUUAUUCAAAAGAUAGAAACCAUCAAGGCACGUUUUAGCUGGAUUCAUUUUGAAGGAAGAAAUGUUGAAGAAGCUGCAGCUCAGAUCGACUGGCUAGAGUCAAUAUCAAGUCAUGAAGGCUGGAGAUCUCGUUUGACGAUUUCUGUAGAAUUAGAAAAACCAGAUAGACCAUAUAUAGACAUGCUUUUAUCAAGGGGGGAUGUCGUGUUUUUUUCAAAGCUGUAUGCAGAGAAAAGAGGAUAUGAUGAUCCUUCUUGUUUCCUAAGAGACUAUCAAACAAGAUGUAAAUCGAGUGCCAUCUUGUUUUGUACGUGGGGAGCGAAAGGUGCUACCUGUUUACAUCAUCAAAACAUAUUUCAUUCGCCAGCACUGCCGAUUGAGCAAGUAGUAGACACAAUAGGAGCAGGAGAUACAUUCAUAGCGGGUAUUAUUUGUUACUUAAACCAAGGCUAUGAACUAGAUGUAGCCCUACAAUGUGCGUGUCACUUAGCAAGCAAAAAAGUAUCGCAGUAUGGUUUUGAAAGGCUAGCAUAA
Messenger RNA from Rhizopus microsporus ATCC 52813, 906 nucleotides. RefSeq names its product Ribokinase-like protein. The record is from RefSeq and is a predicted model, not a curated record. The transcript has 4 exons. NCBI's taxonomy places the organism in Eukaryota, Fungi, Mucoromycota, Mucoromycetes, Mucorales, Rhizopodaceae. The coding region runs from base 1 to 906 and encodes 301 amino acids. Gene Ontology annotation, molecular function: kinase activity.